GAUAACGCGUUUACGUCAUCGCAGGGGUAUAAAAGGCGUUGCAGCCGUUGCCCUGAGUACGUGUUACACAGCUCUCUUGUAGUGAACUCUUCGUGCGGUGCCGUCGUUCUCACCGAGGAAAUCUCAUCCUAUCGUAUGUCCGCUAUCCAGAACCUCCAAUCCUUCGACCCCUUUGCUGAUGCAAGUAAGGGUAAUGACUGGCUCCCCGCGGGCACAGAGGACUCUAUUCAUAUAAGGAUCCAGCAAAGAAACGGCAGGAAGACUCUCACAACCGUCCAAGGCAUAUCUGAUGAGUACGACAAAAAGAAACUAGUGAAAGCCUUCAAGAAGAAAUUUGCUUGCAAUGGUACCGUUGUCGAUCACCCGGAAUACGGAGAGGUGAUCCAGCUUCAGGGUGACCAGAGGAAGAAUGCUUGUCAGUUCCUUGUUGAGGUUGGCCUUGUUAAAGACGACCAACUGAAGGUCCAUGGGUUUUAAUCUACGGCUUCGGUUAAGGACUUCCAUUUGCAAUGAAUAGAGAUUUCAGUGUUCCUCCCUUGUCACAAGUUUAAGACCUCAGGCUUGUGACACGCCGCCUCACUUCCAUGGACUGUAAUAAACUGUAACGCGCACUAUUGUGGGGCUGUCAUAUUUUGUAUUAGAACAAUGUCCUCCCCAGUGUCUCAGUUUCUACCACUUAGGGGCGUCCUGGUGCUCCGGCAUCACUGGGUUACAUACACAAAAUAUGACUUCUAUACACAUCAGAGCGGAGAGGUGAGAUGAGCUCGGUGACAGCAGUCAUGAAUGGCUUUUAAUCGUGUUUGGUUUCUUAUCGGGACAUAAUGCCGGCCAAGAUGUCUGACUACAGCUCGGUGCUAUCCAGAAUAUUCGGCGGUGCUGUUCAGUGAAGUAUGGAGGGUUCGUGUGGGACGACAUAUUAAACUUUUGACAAGGGAACUUUGUGUAGGUCAUUGCAUUGCUGAUUUAGUCAGUGCAACAUUGUAAAAUGGCAGAAUACAAGCUCCGAGUCCUGUCUUUACUGUAUUUAACUUUUAUUUAAUAAAGAAAACAAUUUUGAAAUAAAGUCUUAACCUGUU
Messenger RNA from Hyla sarda, 1076 nucleotides. RefSeq names its product eukaryotic translation initiation factor 1-like. NCBI's taxonomy places the organism in Eukaryota, Metazoa, Chordata, Amphibia, Anura, Hylidae. Gene Ontology annotation, cellular component: eukaryotic 43S preinitiation complex. The transcript is spliced from 4 exons. Gene Ontology annotation, molecular function: ribosomal small subunit binding; translation initiation factor activity; RNA binding. Bases 136 to 477 code for a protein of 113 amino acids. The record is from RefSeq and is a predicted model, not a curated record. Gene Ontology annotation, biological process: translational initiation.